GGGCAGUGGUUGCCAUAGCGACCGGGCUGCUGAGGGAUAGAUUGACUAGUUAGGAACCAGCUCCUGUUAAGGGACUGGUCCUUGAGGUCUUGAAGAGGACUCAGCGCACUCCAUGGGACACCCACGGAGACCUCCAUACUCCGGGUAUUUAGAAGGACGUGAGGCUGUGGUUCUCCUCAAACAGACGAAACAUGUCCCAGAAAGUUGCUAACUCUAACAACCUUAUCCCGAGAGAAGACCUUGGCAAACCUGAUAAUCGUGCUGACAAAAUUCAGAAAGGUUUUACGGCUGCGUACCCAACUCAAUCGUCCAUCCCUUAUAGAUACAGGGCGUCAAUAGUCCCAGAAUCAGAAAAAAAGGGAUUUAACAGCCAAACCAGGAGAUUUUAUAGCAAAAAGGAUGACAUCCCGGGCCCUGGGUUCUACAAUGUCAUCCACCAGUCUCCAGUGUUCAACAGUGUCUCUCUUUCCAAGAGAGGAACCUGCACUUUUCCCUCCACGUGUGCCCGGCUGAGCCCCAUCAUUUCUAAAAAUCCUGCUGCAAACGCAUAUACCAUCCGGUCAGAGUUGGUUUCUAAGAAGGACUUCAGCAAUUCCUGUUCCAGUAUGUUUCAGCUGCCAAGCUUCAUGAAAGUGGAAAAAUCCGAAACCCCUGCCCCGAACUAUUACAAUGCCUCCAUCGCCUCCUGCAAACAGAAAAACAAUGUCUGCGCUCGAGCCGGGUUUCUAUCGAAAACGCCGAGAGGAUUCAUCCCGUCUGGGUCUGGAGGGCCAGCACCAGGGUAUUACAAUGUCAACGACUCCCUGGUGAAGCAAUCGCCAAGGUUCUUAAUAUCCUGCUUCAAAUCCAAAACUGGCCGUGGAUUAAAACAGACCUCACUAGGCCCAGGGCCUGGCUACUACAACCCAAACGAUCAAACCAAGAUUCUGAAAAGAUCUCACCUCCCGAAAACUACACUUCUGAACUUUUCUGCCCACCCUCUGCCUCUGCCCCCGAAGCCAUCUCUGCCUGGUCCUGGGCAGUAUGACAUUGUGAACUAUGAGGGACCCCCUAAGCACUUCAUCUCCAGUGCAUCGUUUGUGUCCAACACCAGCCGGUGGCCGAUGAUGUCGACCAAGCCCAACUUUCCAGGCCCAGCCACGUACAAGCCAGAGAUUCCAGGGAAGCAGUCCUUCCUCUACAAUGAAGACAACAAAUGGAUCCCUGCGGUCUAGUGACACCACAGGAGCAGAGGAAGAAGAAAGGCUCAACCCGCCAGACCCCCUGAUCCUGCUCCCUAGGACAUCUGUCAUCAGAACAUGCCUUUCCUCUGUGUCACCCCGCCCAGGGUCACAUACUGUCUGGAGCUGCCUUCCGGACACUGGCCACCCCCACCCCUCCCGUGACCCCUCUCACCACACGCAGAGCUCUCUGGCUACCUCUGUGGUAAGGCCUCUCGGAGUGCCAGUCUCCUGCCAGGACAGCCUGUGGUAAGUUAGAAGCAAGUCAGUCAGGGUGCUGAGGCCCUGCCCUCCAGAUUGUCCUUGUCUUCCGGGUGGCAGGAAGGCUCAGGGGUGCCUGCAGCAGAGGCACCUCUGCCCUCAGCUAUGCCUUGCCAUUACACAGCAAGAACAUGGAAACUAAUCAUGCAUCACUCAUCACACAUCAGCAGGCUAGGCAGAGCCUCUAGCUGGAGCAGGAGGCGUGGCACCACUGUCCCCAGGGCAGGGAGGACCUCUGGAUCCUCAGUCUUCGUGUUCUCACUUCCCAGACUUUGCCUCUGCCUGGUCUCUGUAGCCUUCCUGCCUUCCCAUUCCGAUUCUGGGUAGGAGGCGGUUACUAAGUUGGAUGGUGUCCCUGAUAGAUCAUGGCUUUCUGGAGAGCUCACCAAGAAGGGAGAUGAAAUGUGCCCCUCAUCUCUCCUGUUUCUCCCAUCCCCUUACAUCCUCUCCUAUCCCAGACAUUGAUAUUGCCUGCCACUUUCCUAAAUGGGAUCCUCCUAGGCUCCCCUUCCCUCCUCCAGCCCCAUUCCCUUCCACAACACCUGCCUGGGCUUCUCUCCUUCCAAGGCCCCUCCUUGAUAUUUUCUGAGAACUCUGCCUCCUGGGCUUCCCGUCUAGACUGGCUGCCUGAUUGUCUCUCUUCCUGGGGUGAGGGCUGGGGUAGGACAUGAGAAAAGAGAAAGAAACAGAGUCAAUUAAAUGGAAUUCUUGCUUCUCACAGAA
Molecule: messenger RNA, 2204 nt
Organism: Mastomys coucha (southern multimammate mouse)
Lineage: Eukaryota; Metazoa; Chordata; Mammalia; Rodentia; Muridae
Gene: Stpg1
Product: sperm tail PG-rich repeat containing 1
Exons: 9
Coding region: 192-1214 (340 amino acids)
Biological process (GO): positive regulation of mitochondrial membrane permeability involved in apoptotic process
Source: RefSeq, a predicted model, not a curated record